UAGCACUGGGCACCAGUAAACACCCAAAGGAACCUGCCUAGCACAACUAGAGCAAAGGCACCACCUUUGGGAAGGAUCCUUCUGCAGCUGAGCUGCCAAAACCGCAGUUAAGAAAUAGUAACUUUCUUUUUCAUCGAGCAGCUUGGACAAGAAAGCUUGCAAUAUUCACUGGUGUGGAAACUCUGAACCACCUUAGAAAGCCAGGAAAGGAAAUAAGAUAUUUACUAUGACCCUGAGCUGGAGCUGCUGAGAUGGACUGUCAGCACUGCAGCACAUAAACAAGGGGAUUUUUAACAGAACAUGAAUCCAGGAGAGAAAAUUUUCCAAGAAUACCUGACAAACCAGGGGACUGUGGUAAAGCCCUAUUGCUGGCAGACACUGAGCCAAACCUGUGCUAAGUGUCCCUACCACAUACGGACAGGUGAAGAAGCAAGAGUCCCCUACGAAGAGUUUCUCAGGGCCUUUGGAUUCCCAUACAGAAUCUCAGCACAUCCACAAACCCACCACCUUCUCUUCUACGAACUGAGGAGCUUCUGUGGCACUGUAGUCCAAAAAGGCCACGCCACCAGCUGUGCUGAGCAGGACAGCCACCCGGAAUCCAUACUGUUUGAGGCCGGCGGUUAUCUGGAUUCAGUGAUACGUGCCCACGGAAACACUGGCUGCAUCACCCUCUAUUCAAAUUACUCUCCCUGUAACGAGGCUUACCACUGCUGCAUAAGUAAAAUCUACAACUUCUUGCUGAAGCACCCAGAAACCACGCUCUGCCUCCGCUUCUCCCAGCCUUACCACGCCGAGGACAGCUUCCCCACGGCCGCGUGGAACCGCCAAGCCCUGCACAGCCUGGCCAGCCUGUGGCCCUGGGUCACGCUGCAGCCGCUGUCUGCGGAGACGUGGCAUCACCUCCUCUGCAACUUCGUGUAUGGCAUCCCGGGGUCAGCGCUUCAGCAUCCGGCUUCACCGCCAGCAACUUUAUCAGAUCAACAGAAUCCACAUCAAAUUAACUCAAGAGGAGUGAAAACCUAUUGCAGGAAAGCGUUUCCACAAGCAACACAAGGAGAGCCUGCUGUGCAGCAAAACCCAAAUGCCUUUUCUUUCCCUCGCCCUGCCUUCCAGCAGCCUUUACCAGCAACAAAGGGCAGUCUGCCACAUCCCGUGUCUCAGAGCUCCUUGGUGCUUUUCCCAGGGUUGUUUCUGCCCUUACAGAGGGAAUGUCUCCACCCCAGACCUAAAAAUAUUGUAAGGCAUUUAAAAAUGCCCAAGGAGUUAUUCAGUGAAAGUCGUAAUCCUGAAGUGCUGCUGGCCAGCAAGAACCUGAAGCGAAGGUGACAGAACGUGAACCACCUCCAGGCUGUAAAACCAAGAGCACGAACAGCCAAGAACCUCGCACUGAAAUCAUUUCUGAUGAACAUUAAUCCAGGGAACAACUGUGGAACUCGAAGAAUAACUUAUCAUGGGGAUACUGGUAUGAGUGCUGUGUUCAGUUCUGGUCAAGAAAGACAUGCAGGCCCUGGAGUAUGUCCAGAGAAGGACACAGAGCUGUGCGGGGUCUGGAGCACAAGUGUGAUGGGGAGCGGCUGAGGGAAUGGGAUGGGUCAGUGUGGAGAAGGGGAGCUCAGGGGAGACCUCAUCUAUCUCUAACUGCCUGAAAGGAGGCUGUGGUGGGGCGGGGUCGGCCUCCGCUCCCGGGUAACAGUGACAGGGUGAGAGGUGAUGGCCUCGAGUUGCCUGAGGUGAGUUUCAGGUUGGGUAUGAGGAAAAUUUCUUCUCAGAAGGAGCGGUGAGGCACCGGCACAGGCUGCCCGGGGAGGCGGGAGCCUAAAAGCAGCGCUCCCCUCACGGCUGAGGCGGCGGCUCCCGCCCCGUCACCACGGGAACCGCGCGCGGGCGGCGGGAAGCGCGCGCUGGCGCCGACCAAUGGCCGCUCGCCUCUCCCCGAG
Numida meleagris (helmeted guineafowl) is the source of this 1937-nucleotide messenger RNA. It is a transcript of the gene APOBEC4, whose product is annotated as apolipoprotein B mRNA editing enzyme catalytic polypeptide like 4. The coding region runs from base 301 to 1326 and encodes 341 amino acids. Lineage: Eukaryota; Metazoa; Chordata; Aves; Galliformes; Numididae. The transcript has 2 exons. The record is from RefSeq and is a predicted model, not a curated record.